Messenger RNA from Amphibalanus amphitrite, 7002 nucleotides. RefSeq names its product bromodomain and WD repeat-containing protein 3-like. Gene Ontology annotation, molecular function: protein binding. The record is from RefSeq and is a predicted model, not a curated record. Gene Ontology annotation, biological process: regulation of cell shape; cytoskeleton organization; regulation of transcription by RNA polymerase II. Lineage: Eukaryota; Metazoa; Arthropoda; Thecostraca; Balanomorpha; Balanidae. Bases 130 to 6729 code for a protein of 2199 amino acids. The transcript has 30 exons. Gene Ontology annotation, cellular component: nucleus.
AUUUUUCCUCGACUGCGUCACUAUAUUUCUAUGCCCUGUCGGCUGGAGAAUGGCUCAGUGUGGCUGCAACGGCAAAGUGGGCUAUUUGGUCAUUGAAUUAUUGCUAUUUAUUCUUGAUGGGUGGUAACAAUGGAUCUAACUAAUCAAGCACAGGAUCGUCGAAGACGUGAAGAAGCUAUAUUACCAGAACUGCUGUAUCUUGUCGCCAAGUUUUUGGAUUCAAGUGCCUGCAAAAGUUCAGCCAAGGUUUUGCUGGAGGAAAUACGGCAGCUGAAGCUGGUGCCGGACCGUUACGAUUGGCUCGGCAAUCGCCAUGAGCGGACUUGGGAGGAAUGGGACCGUCUCCACCCCCAUGUCGGUGGUGAGACGCUGCUGCGACUGUGCGGCAACAUGCUGCCGCUGCUGGACCGCCUGGUACCCAGCGGCGUGCGCGGCCUGCACUCGCUGCUGGGCGCCGGCUCCAACUCGGUGCUACGGACAGAGACGGUACAGCAGGACUGCGGGGAGGGACUGGUGGGUGUUAGGCAGUCAGUGAUCAGCGCCGGCUCCAACUCAGUGCUGCGGACAGAGCCGGGGAGCCAGCAGCGCCACCUACCUGUGCACCGGGUGGCGGCCAGAAUCGCAGGACGGCCCAUGUUGGAUCCCGUCGGUCUCAAACACACACCCACACUACCGGUGAGCAGUUUUGGCCGGGAGCUGCAGGGCAGCUGUCUGCGGCGUCACCUCAGCACCGAGCGGCUGCUGAGCCGCACACAGCUGCUCAAACGCACCCUGGGCCACCUCUCGGCCGUCUACUGCGUCCUGUUUGACCGUACCGGCUUCUGCGUCAUCACCGGCGCCGACGACCGUCUGGUGAAGGUGUGGUCGGCGCUGGACGGCCGCCUGCUGGCCACACUGCGCGGCGCGGCGGCCGAGAUCACCGACCUGGCCAUCAGCGGGGACAACACCCUGCUGGCGGCCGGCAGCUGUGACAAGGUCAUCCGCGUCUGGGACCUGCAGACCACCGCUCCGGUGGCAGUGCUGUCCGGUCACGGCGGUAUGAUCACGGCGCUGGAGUUCUGCCCAGGCCCGCUGCCGCAGCAGCGGCUGCUCGUCUCCACGGCGAACGACGGCUGCGUGGCGUUCUGGAGUUACCGGGACAAGGAGCGGCCCGCCGGCGGCCGGCCGGGCGUCCAGUUCGCCAGCCGGCCGGUGAAGAUCAACGAGCGCGUGCGGCCCGGCCAGGCGCAGCUCAUCUGCGCGGCGUUCAGCGCCGGCGGCACGUUUCUGGCCAUCGGCGGAGCGGACCAUCACGUCAGAGUAUACCGGACCGACUUCAGUGACGGCCCGGAGCGUAUUUUGGAGCUGGAGGCGCACUCCGACCGGGUGGACAGCAUCCAGUGGUGCCACAGCGGCUGCCGCUUCGUCUCCGGCUCCAAGGACGGCACGGCCAUCGUGUGGACGUUCGAGCGCCAGGAGUGGUGCCAGCGCAAACUGGUCAUGGAACGGCGGCCAGAGUUCCGCGAGCCGCACGAUGACGGCCGGCAGCGGCCGCUGCGCGUCAACAUGGUGCGCUGGACCACCGAUGACGCGUAUGUCGUCACCACCGUCAGUGACACCAGUCUUAGGGUGUGGGAGGCGACCACUGGCCGUCUUCUACACGUGCUAGCCGGUCACACGGACGAGGUGUUUGUGGUGGAGAGCCACCCGAAGGAGCCGCGACUGGUUCUGACCGCCGGACACGACGGACGCCUGUUCAUCUGGGACGUCUGGUCCGGCGUCGCGCUGGCAUCCUUCUUCAACCAUAUCGAGGGCGAGGGUCACGGCGGCUUAUUUGACGCCCGCUGGUCGCCUUGCGGCCUGUUCAUCGCCGCCACCGACUCACACGGACACCUGUCGCACUUUGGCGUCAGCGGCAACGACCAGUUUACUCGGGUCCCGUACGAGCAGUUUUUCCACACGGACUACCGUCCGCUGAUGCGGGACGCGCGGCAUCAGGUGCUGGACGAACAGACGCAGAUGGCUCCCCACCUGCUGCCGCCGCCGCUGCUCGUCGAUCGCGACGGCAACCCGCAGUCGGCGGCGGCGCAGCGGCUGGUGCCCGGCCGCGGCCACAUGACGGACCAGCAGCUGCUGCCCGUGCUGCAGCCCGUAAACGUGGAGGAGGAUGACCUGGUAGACGUGGAGCAGCUGGGGCCCGAGGUGCGGCAGAGACGACCCACCAUCGACGACAUGAUCGAGCGGCUGGCCAUCGAGCAGGCCAUGAGAGAGACAGCGGAGGAGGCUGAGGAGGCGGCGGACGUCGGCGCCGCGCCAGCCGUAGCGGACGCCCCUGUCCCAGAGCGGGAGGCGGCCGGGGAGCCCGCGGCGCCGGCCCCGGCGCGGCCGGCAGCAGCCGCCAGCGACUGGCGUCACCGGAGGGUGGCGCCGCGACUGUCGGCCAGGGAGCUGCAGCGACACAUCGAGUAUAGGAGCUUGGAGGCGGAGCUGGAGCAGAAACACUUUGAGGACGAGAUGAGCAGGCCGCGCCGUCCGCCGUCACCCACCCAGCGGCGGUUGACGACGCGCGAGCGGCGGCGACAGCGGCUGCUGCGCCGGCGCCGCCAGCCCAGCCAGCCGGACGGGCCGCAGGAGCCGGCCCAGCUGGAGCAGGAGCAGGAGCGACGGCAGGAUCGGCGCCAGGAGCGAGAGCAGAGGGUCACCCGGGCCGCCCGCGCUGUGCGCGCGCCCUUCAACGAAGACUUCGAGACCCGGCACGCGCUGCUGACGCUGGAGCUGCAGCGGCAGACGACUGCCGAGAGUGACAACGAAGACGACCUUCAGUUCGCCAUCCGCCGACUGGGCGCGUUCUUCGAGCCCAAACGAAACGUGGUCAGCGAGAGGUAUAGGUUCCGGAGCAGGGGCCAAUUGUCUGGCGAGACCACAGCCCAGUGGGCCUCGGCCCUGAGACAGCUCGCUACUACUUGCGAGUACCGGGACCCCACAGACGAGCUCGUACGGGACCAGGUGGUGGAGCGCACAGCCUCCACACGACUCCGUCGAAGGCUGCUCAUGGAGCCAGACCUGACGCUGGAGAAGUGCCUCGCCAUCGCUGAGUCGUUUGAGAGUGCUGCACGGGAAGCCCAAGCACUGGAGGCAGCUACCUCCUCCAGCCAAUGGAGCACGCCGAGUUCCAGUGACCAGAACCCGGACAACCUGUCGGAGCUGGGCUCCCCCUCCGGCUCGUCUUCCGGCUCAGACUCCGACUCCGACUCCGAAGAGGAGGAGGUGGACGCGUCGACUCGCCGAUCCGGGGCCAGCGAGUCGAGCGAGUACUCGGACUGGGUGGCAGAGUCGGGAGUCAGCCUGAACCCGCCGCAGCGGCAGCCCAAACGGCUCACAGCUCGUCAACGGGCGCUGCGGCGCCGGAUGCGCAGCGGCGCGUCCGAGCCGGACCCUGAGCCGCGUCCCGGCCCCUCGGGCACCCAGUCCCGACCCCGGCGGGCCUCCCCGCCGCCGCCGGCCCCCGCCGAGGAGGAGGAGGCUGUGGGGUCGCCGGAGUCGACCGCCCGCGCCGGCACCAGCUCCGAGCGCCAGCGGCCGUCCCGGGCCGCCAGAAAACGGACGGUCGCCGGUGGUAGCGGUGAGUCGGCGGCCUCCGACCCUGCCCCGGCGGCGGCCACCUCCAGCGCCCAGCAGCAGCUGGUCGACACGCUGGCUCCGUCCGCCUGGCUGUCCGAGGUGCUGCCCAGGAAGACGCCCUACUUCCCUCAGAUGGGGGACGAGCUUAUCUACUUCCGUCAAGGCCACCAGCUGUACGUGGAGGCGGUCAAACGGCGAAAGAUUUACGACAUCCGGCCACAGAACCUGCCCUGGGUCAAACAGGUCCUUCGGGACCGUGAGCUGGUGCGGAUAAUCGGCAUCAAGUACGAGCUGCGGCCGCCGUGCCUGUGCUGUCUGAAGCUGGGCCGCCUGGACCCGGAGACGGGCGCCGUGAGCGGCGGCAGCUUCACCAUCAAGUAUCACGACAUGCCGGACGUGGUCGACUUCCUGGUACUACGGCCGACGUAUGAGACGGCCAUGAGCCGCGAUUGGCAGCCCGACGACCGGUUCCGUUCAACGAUCGACGACGCGUGGUGGACGGGCCGGGUGCUGGAGCGGCGGCCGCUGGACCCGGAGUCGCCCGAGUCGCCGUUCCUCUGCUACCGCGUGGCCUGGGACACGGGCGAGUCGGAGCCGCUCAGUCCCUGGGACAUGGAGCCGCUGGAGGCCGGCUGGCCGUCCGACGACGAGGCCAGCCAGACGUCCGUGCCGCUGACGGACGAGGAGCUGCGCGGCGCCCUGCCCGGCUGGCGACAGCGGCCCGAGGACUGGGCCAACGACAGCCCCGAGGCCCAGAUGGACCGCAUCCGGCGCUGUCUGGAGAUUGUGAUGCAGCUGGCGAUCGCCGAGCCUUUCCUGGCGCCGGUGGACCUCAACCGGUACCCGACGUACGCCCAGAUCGUGGAGUACCCCAUCGACUUAUCGACCAUCAAGGCUCGUCUGGAGAACGGUUUCUACCGUCGCAUCACGGCCGUCCAGUUCGACGUGCGCUACCUGGCCUCCAACACGGAGAAGUUCAACCAGCCGCACUCGACCAUCGUCCGCUCGGCGCGUAUCAUCACGGACGUGUGUCUGGAGAUGAUCGGCGACAGCACGUGCCACGACCCGGCGCCGCUGUACCGGCGACACGCGGCCGCCUAUAACAGCGGCGGGGGACGCGAGAGGGACCGGCGCGGCGGCGGCCAGCGCGCCGGGCCGGCCGGAGCGGGCACCGGCGGCGGCCGGCGCGGGUCGCAGCGCUCGCCGCGCGUCACCAGACAGAUCGCGCGGCGCCGGUUCGCCGACAAGACGUGGCAGGAGCUGUGUGCAGAGCUGCUCGACAACCUGGUGCGGCACGAGGACUCUGGACACUUCCGCGAGCCGGUCAACCUGGACGACUACCCCGACUAUCUGAACCUGGUGGAGAGUCCAAUGGACCUGAGCUCCGUCAGAGAGGAACUCGAGGCCGGCUCCUACGUCUCGCCGCAGGAGUUCGCCGACGACAUCAGACUCAUCUUCCACAACUCCAAGACAUACAACACCAACAAACGAUCCACGAUUUUUGCCAUGACGCUGCGACUGUCGUGCUACUUCGAGGAGCAGAUGCGGCCGAUCCUCACCUACUUUGUGACCGGCCAGCGGCCGACCCGCUCCAGCCGGCGGCGGAACAGCGACUCGGACCCGCAGCCCUCCUCCAGUCGACAGCCCGGUCCCUCGCGAAGCCGUCCCCCGGAGCAGAGCGGCCGGCCGGUGAACGGGUUCGCCCACUCCUCCGAGGAGGAAUCUGAAGAGGAGGAGGAGCUCCCUCCGCGGCUGGCCCGCAGUCGGCCGUUCCGUCCGCCGGCGCAGCCCGCCUCUGGCCGGCUGCGGGGCCGCGUGCCCGUCUCGUACGCAGAGGACAGCGACUCGUCUGUGACGCGGCUGGCCCGCCGGGGUCGACUGGCGGCGCCGCUGGGGCCGCCGCCGCCGCGGCUGCACCCGGUCCGCACGGGCCCGGCGCAGCGGCGUGCCAUGGCGGCGGCAGCGGCGGCGGCGGCGGCCGAGCAGGAGGAACCGGACGACGGCGCGGGAGGAGAGGGCGCGGAGGACGGCGGCAGCUCCAGCGGCUCCAGCUCCUCCAGCUCCAGCUCCAGCAGCCAGGAGGACGCGGAGGAGGAGGAGGAGGCGGUCGAUGAGGAUGAGGACGAGGAGAGUGAGACCGAGUCGCCGCGCCUGCGGCCGAGCCGGACCACCAAAUACGACCACGACAGCGACUGGGAAGUGCGCGAGAGAAGGGACAGCCCGCCGGCGCGUCAGCCGCGCCGCACCGGACGCGCCCGGCCGCAGACCGCCCGCGCCUGGCGCCAGAUCUCUGGCGACGAUGAUGACGACGACGACGAUGAUUUCCAGCCGUCGCCGCCGAAAUCACGCACUCGCAGUCGCACGGCGUCCAAAAAGGCUCCCAAGCGGCGGCGGGCGGCAGACGACGAUGACGAUGACGAAGACUCUGACGCGGUGGGCCCGUCUCGACCGUCUGCCAAGCGGCGGCGCGCGCCAGCCGUCAGCGAGGAGUCAGAAGAGGAGGAACCACCGCCCCCUCCGCCGCCCCCGCCGCCGCCGUCUGCCAAGCGGAAGCAUGCGCCGGCCGUCAGCGAGGAAUCAGAAGAAGAGGAGGCCGCGCCGCCGCCGUCACGAACCAAACGGCUGCGGCUGCCAGAGAGUGACGACGAGUCGGACGAGCCCACCCCACCGCCGCCCAAGGCGCGCGACCCGCGCCGGCGGCGGCGACACUCGUCUCAUGAGGAGAGUGAAGGGGAGGCGCCGGCGCCGGCGGCCAGCCGCGCGGGACGGCGCGUCCCCCGCCGGCCGGCCCGGCUCCUCGCCUCGGACGACGACGAGACGGGCGGCGCGCACGGGCACACGAACGGCACCGCCGGCGGCCGGCAGAAGUCGAGCCGCUCGGCGGCGGCGCGCGCUCAUGCCCUGCUCGCGCUCUCCGACGAGGACGAGGAUUCGGACGAGGCGCGCAGCGCGCGGCUGGCGCGCCGUCUGGCGCACGCCGACGCCGGCUGGGGCGGCCGCCCGCCGGAGCCGCGCCGGCGCUCGUUCGUCUCGGCCGAGGACGAGGCGGCCGAUGGCGCGCCCCGUAUCAGCGUCAGCAGUCGCGGCCGGGUGCGCAAACUGAACCCGCAUGCGUUCGUGACGGACUGACAGGCGGCCGCCGGCGAUCCGCGGCGACGCACCCGCUCAACACGGCCGGGUGCGACCGGUGGGUCCGGCGCCGGCGGCCGCUGACAUCGCAGAUACACUCUAACUGACGCUCAUUUCGGCGGUGACCGUGCCACCGACCGGUGCGGCCACCCGCCAGACACGCCGCCGCAGCAUGGAUCAAUGACGGGUGAUUCCGCGAGUCUCUUGUUUUCCAUUUUUGUCAUUUUCUUUGCUCAAUUGUUGAAAUAAACUUGUGAAUAAAUGUCUUUAUAA